This is a messenger RNA of Lottia gigantea (owl limpet), 864 nucleotides long. RefSeq lists its product as hypothetical. The record is from RefSeq and is a predicted model, not a curated record. Lineage: Eukaryota; Metazoa; Mollusca; Gastropoda; Lottiidae. Bases 1 to 864 code for a protein of 287 amino acids. The transcript has a single exon.
AUGGAUUUUGCUAAUCGUCACACACCACCGAUAAAUGCUCACAUCACAGGUACAAGUCUACCCAGCUAUACGAAUGGAAACUAUGCCACGUCCCCGACGAGUAAUUAUCUCGGUCAAGCGUCGACGGCAUUAUUUCAUCCCGGUACUAACACACAGGGAAAUCUAGAACACUUUAUAACUGAUAUUUAUCAAAAAUUACAGAAAAUGGAUUUGCUCGAUCAAAUAAACCAAAGACUGUGUACCAUGGAAAGUAGGUUUGAUUCACUAGAAAGGACGAUCUAUGGAAUGAAAACAGAGAUAGGUAGUCAAGCCGAACGAUUGGAUGGGUUGGAAUUUCAGAGAUCACUGGUUGAUGACCGUAUGCAUAUGUUGGCGAUAGAAAACAAGGAACUGAAAGAGAGAAUGUUGGAUAUUCAAACUCGUUCAAUGAAAGAUAACCUAUUAUUUGGUGGGAUCGAGGAUACCGGAGAUAUCAACGAGAAUACAGAGGAGAUUGUUCAGACAUUUAUUAAAGAUAAACUUCAGAUUUCUGAAGAUAUACGCUUCCAUGUUGUGCAUCGUCUCCGUAAACAACCGGAUGGGAAACCAAGGACUAUCGUGGCAAAAUUCGAGAGUAGUAAGGACAAAAUAAAAGAGACUCUAAGAGAAUGGAGACCUUAUUCGGUUUAUGAACAAUACCCUCAAGAAAUUAACGAAAGGCGCAAAUUACUAAUAACCGUAUUCAAAGAUGCGCGCCGACUUGGCAAUAGAGCAUCUCUAAAUAUCGACAAACUGUAUAUUAACGGACGGCUUCACCGCCCAGGAGAAUCCCUACCCCCUCAGUUCACAAGAAAUCAAGAUCCGCCCAAUGUGUUACAAAACUAG